UCACUGUUCCCCCUUCACUGCUUCCACCUUUUCUUCACCAGCGUCAUCCAACCCACUGCCCACAUCAACUUUACCUUAACCUCUUAUCACAUGCUCCCCUCUUCUUCAUACCAGUUCUCAGCCUUAGCCAACUUCACUAAGGUCUCCUUAAGCUCUAGAAGUGCUCCAAGAGUGUAACCAAAAAGAUCCAUUUUUUCCCAGUUUGCACCUAUCUGCAAUCCAUGCCAAAAUCCAAGACCACAACCCAACUCUCCCUUCCCCUCGUUCUUCCCCUCCUCAUCACCUCUCUUCUCCACCACCCACAUUGCCUCAAUGCAGCCCAACAGCAGCCCAUCAAAUCCAUCGUAGUUCUCAUCUUGGAGAACCGCUCCUUCGACCACAUGCUCGGCUGGAUGAAGCAAUCCAUCAACCCGGCCAUCGACGGCCUCACCGGCAACGAAUGCAACCCGCAUUCCACCGCAUCCCCCAAUUCGGGGCGCGUCUGCGUCUCCGACGAUGCGCAGUUCGUCGAUCCCGAUCCCGGCCACUCCUUCGAGGACGUAAUGGAGCAGGUCUUCGGCUCCGGCACCACCCCCUCCAUGUCGGGAUUCGUCCAGCAGGCCCUCACCAUCUCCACCAACCUAUCCGACACCGUCAUGAAAGGGUUCAAGCCGGAGAGCGUGCCGGUCUUCGCCUCCUUGGUCCAAGAAUUCGCGGUGUUCGACCGGUGGUUCUCGUCGAUUCCCGGUCCGACGCAGCCCAACAGGCUGUUCGUCUACUCUGCUACAUCCCAUGGCGCGGUGAGGCAUGAUAAGUGGAAUCUGAUCCGAGGGUAUCCCCAAAAGACCAUCUUUGAUUCGCUUCAGGAGGAUGGAUUGGAUUUUAAUGUCUACUUUCAGAACAUUCCCACUACUCUGUUCUACAGGAAUUUGAGGAGAGUCAAGUAUGUUUCAAAAUUUCAUCUUUUCAAAGCCUUCAAGGAUCAUGCAAGGAAGGGGAAAUUGAGUAAUUUGAGUGUGAUCGAGCCGAGGUACUUCGAUCUGGUGGAGCUACCAGCCGACGAUGAUCAUCCUUCGCAUGAUGUUGCUAACGGGCAGAAACUGGUUAAGGAGGUCUAUGAGGCAUUGAGGUCCAGCCCGCAGUGGAAUGAGAGCCUCUUGAUCAUAUCUUAUGAUGAGCAUGGUGGGUUCUAUGAUCAUGCCACCACUCCUUACAGAGGUGUUCCGAAUCCUGAUGGAAUGAUGGGGCCUGAGCCAUUCUUCUUCGGGUUUGAUCGGCUGGGAGUUCGGAUUCCGACGAUCAUGGUCUCACCCUGGAUCAAGAAAGGAACAGUGGUAAACAGAGCAAAUGGACCAAGUGCAAGCUCAGAAUAUGAGCACUCUUCGAUACCUGCAACCAUAAAAAAAAUGUUCAACCUCACAUCAGAUUUCUUGACAAGGAGAGAUGCAUGGGCAGGGACGUUUGGGCACAUUGUAGGUGAAUUAUCAUCACCAAGGACAGAUUGCCCAGAAGUUCUGCCAGAUGUAACUCCUUUAAGACAAGCCAAAGCGAAGGAAGAUAACUGGCUUUCAGAGUUUCAGGGCGAGUUGGUUGAGUUGGCUGCUGUUCUAAAUGGUGACUAUUUCUUAAGCAGCUUCGGCCGUGAAAUGAGCAGGAAGAUGACCGUCAAGGAGGCAAGUGCAUAUGUAAACCAAGCUGUUUCAAGAUUCCUGCAAGCAAGCAAACAAGCCAUCAGGUUGGGUGCAGAUGAAUCAGCCAUUGUAAAUAUGAGGUCAUCUCUGACAUCCACCACUACAACCCCAUGAUCAGUACAAUCCAAUCUGAUCAUUGUCUCUUUCUCAUGCAUCUACACUAAAAUGAUUACCAUCAGCUCCUCAAGAUUGUCCUCUAACUCCACUCAAGGGAAAAGACAACUUUGAGAACCUUGUAGAUUAAUAGCCAGCAUGGUAUAGUAUAUUGUAGCUUAUAUGACCACCACAACAGCCUCAUAAAUAUCGGUAUGUUAUGAAUUGUGAUAUAAUGGUAACUUAACAUCAGUAUGUUGUGAAUUGUGAUAUAAAUUUGCGUACUUCUGGCGUGUAAGUUAAAAAUAAGGGCCCUAAUCCUAUGACCC
This is a messenger RNA of Elaeis guineensis (African oil palm), 2092 nucleotides long. Its product is annotated as non-specific phospholipase C6. Gene Ontology annotation, biological process: phospholipid catabolic process. The record is from RefSeq and is a predicted model, not a curated record. Gene Ontology annotation, molecular function: hydrolase activity, acting on ester bonds. NCBI's taxonomy places the organism in Eukaryota, Viridiplantae, Streptophyta, Magnoliopsida, Arecales, Arecaceae.